Aspergillus fischeri NRRL 181 is the source of this 315-nucleotide messenger RNA. RefSeq names its product elongin C. The record is from RefSeq and is a predicted model, not a curated record. NCBI's taxonomy places the organism in Eukaryota, Fungi, Ascomycota, Eurotiomycetes, Eurotiales, Aspergillaceae. Bases 1 to 315 code for a protein of 104 amino acids. Gene Ontology annotation, molecular function: protein-macromolecule adaptor activity. Gene Ontology annotation, biological process: ubiquitin-dependent protein catabolic process. The transcript has 2 exons. Gene Ontology annotation, cellular component: elongin complex.
AUGGCAUCUUCAUCAUCUACACCCUCCGAGUAUGUGACACUGGUAUCAGGCGACGGAUUCGAGUUCAUCAUCCCCCGGAGUGCAGCCUGCGUAUCUGGAACAAUACGACGCAUGCUGGAACCUUCUAGUAAAUUCUCCGAGGCAAUAACAGGUCGCUGUGUCCUCGAAAACCUCAGCGGAGUUGUUCUCGAGAAAGUAUGCGAGUACUUCUGUUACAACGAGAAGAAUAAGAACCAAACCAACGUGCCCGAUAUGGAUAUUCCUCCAGAGCUGUGCUUAGAGUUGUUGAUGGCGGCUGAUUAUCUGGAUACUUGA